This is a messenger RNA of Colletotrichum graminicola M1.001, 4293 nucleotides long. RefSeq names its product ABC-2 type transporter. Gene Ontology annotation, molecular function: ATP hydrolysis activity; ABC-type transporter activity; ATP binding. The record is from RefSeq and is a predicted model, not a curated record. Gene Ontology annotation, biological process: transmembrane transport. Lineage: Eukaryota; Fungi; Ascomycota; Sordariomycetes; Glomerellales; Glomerellaceae. Gene Ontology annotation, cellular component: membrane. Bases 1 to 4293 code for a protein of 1430 amino acids. The transcript is spliced from 6 exons.
AUGAACGAUGAGGUCUCGCAGCUCGCCCGCAGUUUCACUACGCAAUCCCUCCCUGCCCCCGACGCCUUGUUUCCAGUGGCUGCCGGAGGCCCAUUGGAUCCCAACAGCGAUGUAUUCGACGCCAGUGAGUGGGUGAGGGCUUUUUAUAACAUUCGUACCGAUACUUCCGAAGGCAACCCCCCCAGGACGACUGGCAUCGCAUUCAAGAACCUCAGCAUUUUCGGUUAUGGCUCAUCCACCGAUUACCAGAAAAGCGUGAGCAACGUCUUCUUUGGGCUCUCAACCGUGGUAAAGAAGCUUCUGGGAAGAAGAGACCAGCGGAUUGACAUCCUUCACGAUAUAGAGGGUGUCGUUCACAGCGGCGAGCUGCUGGCUGUGCUAGGUCCACCUGGCUCCGGAUGUUCGACAUUUCUAAAGACGGUGGCCGGCGACACGCAUGGCUUCUACAUCGACGACGACGCAACGAUCAAUUACCAGGGCAUUCACCCGAAGGCCAUGCGCACGGCGUUCAGGGGCGAGGCGAUCUACACGGCUGAAGUUGAUGACCACUUCCCGCAAUUGAGCGUGGGGGACACCUUGUAUUUUGCCGCGCGCGCCCGGUGCCCCAAGAACAUCCCAGAGGGCUUGUCGAAACGAGAGUACGCCGAGCAUAUCCGAGAUGUGAUCAUGGCCAUAUUCGGCAUAUCUCACACAAAAAACACGCGUGUUGGCGAUGACUUUGUCCGCGGUGUGAGCGGUGGCGAGAGAAAGAGAGUCACUAUCGCGGAGGCCGCGUUGAGUAACUCGCCGUUGCAGUGUUGGGACAACAGCACGAGGGGCCUCGACAGCGCCAACGCCCUCGAGUUCUGCCGAACAUUACGGACGCAGGCCGACAUCAUGGGCUCGACCUCAUGCGUCGCUAUCUACCAAGCUUCCCAGGGCGCAUACGAUAUCUUUGACAAAGUUCUGGUCCUGUACAAAGGCAGGCAGAUUUUCUUCGGCAAAACCAGUGAUGCAAAGGCGUACUUUGAAGAGCUAGGAUUCGUCUGCCCUGAGCAGCAGACAACAGCCGACUUUCUGACCUCGAUGACCAGCCAUAAAGAGCGCGUCAUCCGACCCGGAUGGGAGGGCAGGACGCCGAGAAGUCCGGAAGAAUUUGCUCAGGCGUGGAAGGCGAGCGAAUACCGCGCGCGUCUUAUGGAAGACGUCGACGAUUAUCUCCAUCGCCAUCCGUUCCACGGAGAGCACCACGAGAAGUUUCUCGAAUCCCGGAGGAUUGACCAGUCCAAGUUCCAGCGCGCGAGGUCUCCCUUUACGCUCUCAUACAUGGAACAGAUGCGUCUAACCCUGUGGCGUAACUGGGUGAUGCUUAAAGGCGACCCUAGUAUCCCAGUGUCCAUGAUCAUGACGAACGUCUCUCAGGCCUUAAUCACCAGCAGUAUCUUCUACAAUCUGCCUCCAGGCACGUCAAGCAUGAAUCGCCGUGCUAUCCUGCUCUUCUUUAUCAUCCUCACCAACGCCUUUGGGAGUAUUCUGGAGAUCAUGCUAUUAUAUUCCAAGCGUAAAAUAGUCGAGAAGCACUCCCGGUACGCCUUGUACCAUCCUAGCGCCGAGGCCCUCUCUUCCAUGAUAGUGGAUAUGCCCUACAAGAUCGUCAACGCCAUAUUUAUCAAUACGAUCUAUUACUUUAUGGGCAAUCUUCGGCGAGAACCCGGACCGUUCUUUUUCUUUCUGCUCAUCUCGUUCACAAUGGUAUUGGUCAUGUCAAUGAUGUUCCGGCUGAUUGGAUCAGCUGCAAGGUCUAUCACUCAGGCACUGGCCCCAGGCUCGCUCAUCCUCUUCAUGAUAUCACUCUACGCGGGCUUUGCACUCCCACCGCAGUACAUGCAGGUUUGGCUUGCUUGGAUCAGGUGGAUAAACCCGGCCUAUUAUGGGCUUGAGAGUGUUCUGGUGAACGAGUUUGUUGGGCGAGACUUCCCGUGCUCGACUUUUAUCCCCCAGGGUCCGAACUAUAACUCGGUGGCCUCGAAUGAGCGAGCCUGCUCCUCACCCGCAUCUGUCCUUGGUCAAGACUUCGUUCGGGGUACAGAUUAUCUUCUUACAUUAUACAGCUUUGAGAAUUCGCACCGAUGGAGAAACUUCGGUAUCCUGAUCGCUUGGAUGAUGUUCUUCAUGGUACUGCAUUUAUGUGCUACAGAGUAUAUCUCAUCCGAGCGAUCGAAGGGCGAGGUCUUGGUCUUCAGCCGCAAAGCUAUGAGACGAUUUCGCAAGCAAUGGACUGGCGAUGUCGAGAGUGAUUCUGCCAGCAAUCCUCAGCAGACAAGUAGCGACAACAAUGGGAAUAGUAGCGGUAUAGAGGAGCAGGCGUCCGUCUUUCACUGGAAAGAUGUCUGUUAUGACAUCAAGAUCAAGGGCGAGCCUCGGCGUAUCUUGGAUGAGGUGAGUGGCUGGGUCAAGCCUGGCACUCUCACUGCACUUAUGGGUGUUUCCGGAGCGGGCAAGACAACCUUGUUGGAUGUUCUCGCCACACGUGUGACAAUGGGAGUCAUAUCCGGCGAGAUGCUUGUGAAUGGACAGCCCCGCGACGAGUCCUUCCAGCGCAAAACGGGGUAUGCCCAGCAACAAGAUCUCCACCUUCACACCUCGACCGUUCGUGAGGCGCUCAACUUCAGCGCUAUGCUUCGGCAGCCGGCGCAUUAUACUAGAAAGGAAAAGCUCGAGUAUGUGGAUACUGUGAUCCACCUCUUAGAGAUGGGGGAAUAUUCAGAUGCCGUUAUUGGCGUCCCGGGCGAAGGUUUGAAUGUUGAGCAAAGGAAGAGACUUACCAUUGGUGUAGAGCUCGCGGCUCGUCCUCAGCUCUUGCUGUUUCUCGACGAGCCUACUUCUGGCCUCGACAGCCAGACGUCAUGGUCCAUCUGCGACCUUAUGGAAAAGCUGACCAAGAGCGGCCAGGCCAUCUUGUGCACCAUCCAUCAGCCCUCGGCAAUGUUAUUUCAGCGGUUCGACCGACUCCUUCUUCUCGCCCGUGGAGGUCGCACGGUGUAUUUUGGCGAAAUCGGUAGGAAUUCACAAACCUUGGUUGACUAUUUCGUCCGCAAUGGAGGUCCUGAUUGUCCGCCUGGGGCCAACCCUGCGGAGUAUAUGCUGGAGGUCAUUGGUGCGGCUCCCGGAGCCCAUACGGACAUCGACUGGCCCGCCGUUUGGCGUCAGACGCCCGAGUAUCAGUCGGUCCAGGAUGAGUUGGCCAGACUGAUCGCAGGCACCUCGGCUGAGUCUGCACCGGCCAUCAAACCAGAUCCAUCCAGUUACAAGGAGUUCGCUGCCGAUUAUAUAACUCAGUUUGAAGAGGUAACGACACGCGUGUUUCAACAAUACUGGCGCAGCCCUUCAUACAUCUACUCCAAGGCGACCCUGUCUGUUGGCGUGGCAUUGUUUAUUGGUUUCUCCUUUUUGAAUGCCAAGAACACCCAACGUGGCCUGCAGAACCAGGCUUUUGGUGUUUUUAUCUUUAUAACCAUGUUCGGCCAGAUUGGGCAACAGUUGAUGCCCGUUUUCGUGUCUCAACGCACCAUGUACGAGGCCCGCGAGAGACCUUCGAAGGCAUAUUCGUGGACGGCGUUCCUGUUCGCCAACAUCAUCGUGGAGAUGGCCUGGAACUCGGUCAUCGCAGUUUUCAGCUUCAUCUGCUGGUACUACCCGAUUGGGUUGUACCGGAACGCGUAUCCCAUGAAUGAUGUCGGUUCCCGUGGCAUUGCCAUGGUCCUCCAUGUUUGGAUGUUCUUCAUCUUCGCCGGUACUUUCGCCCAAAUGCUAAUCGCCGGUCUGCCGAGCGUUGAAAUUGCUGGCGGCCUUGUCAAUCUCUUCGCAAUCAUGAUGUUCUUGUUCUGCGGUAUCAUUGCUGGUCCAAGGGAUCUCCCGAGAUUCUGGACCUUCAUGUACCGGGUAAACCCACUCACAUAUGUUGUGGAAGGCUUCCUGGGCACAUCCUUAGCCAACGCUGCAGUACAUUGUGCUGCAAACGAAUACGUCGUCCUCACCGCUCCAAGUAACCAGACUUGCGGGCAAUACUUGUCUGAUUACAUCUCCGUCGCUGGAGGCUAUCUAUCAGACCCAAACGCAGGCAAUGGUGCCAACUGUCAGUACUGCGCCCUGGCCACUACCAAUGCCUUCCUGAGCGGUAUCGGAGUCAAAUUCGGUAAUCGUUGGAGGGACUUUGGCUUCCUGUGGGUGUACACAAUCUUUAAUAUAUGCAUGAUAGUCCUGAUAUACUGGCUGGCGCGUAUGCCAAAGAAGAGCAAGGUAAAGAAGGCAUGA